AUGCUCACCAGUACGCAGGACGCCAUCAUUCUCCCCCUCCGCAUAGCGACGUCGCCAGCCCUACUGCGAACCUAUCUUCGCACUGUCCUCCUCUUUAUCACCUCGACCAUCCUCUUCGCCUUCGCCGUCGUCGCAUACUCGUCCUUCUACUACAACUACAUACCCGUGCGCGGCAUCUCCGUACCCGUAUACCUGCAAUUCGACCACGGUCCGAUAAUACCCUACGCAAACGCGCAAUCAAAUGGCGUACCGACCGGCAAGCCCGCUAAAUGGCCCUAUGGUCUCGCCAACAUACCCGGCUUGGUAGACCGCCAGAAGUACGAUGUCGUUGUCGAGAUGGAAGUUCCGCGUAGCGAUACAAAUCUGAAAGCGGGGAACUGGAUGGUUGGGUUGGAGUUCCGGGGUCCUACAACAAUCGGACAGGGUGUCAAGCAUCUACUCGGGUGGGAUGAGGAGUGGAGUGUCGAAGACCACAGUCAAGGCGGUACACCCGGUGCCACGGCGGAGAAGAUCGUCACAGAAGGUGCUACGAGCGGGACGCCUACCGUACUAGCCAGAAGUCGGAGACCAGUUCUCUUGACGUAUCGAAGUCGGAUACUCGAGAUCAUCUACAGGCUCAUGCGGCUGCCAUUGUAUCUUAUCGGCUGGCACACAGAGUCCGAACACAUCGAGAUCAGCAUGAUGGAAUCCGUCAUGUUCGAACCUGGAUACCGCAACAUACCGUCUUCGCUCCGCUUGGAAAUACGAUCGAAACUGCCCCUCGAAGUCUACCGCGCCAGCGUACGCAUCAGCGCCAGAUUAGAAGGGUUCCGCUGGCUAAUGUACCGAUACUGGCUCACCAGCGCCAUAGUCGGUAUCCUCACAUUCUGGGGCAUGGAGAUGGGUGUUUUGCUCUUCACAUGGGGCAUUUUUACCUUGCUAUUUAGCAGUCCCAGUUCCAAUCCCCCAUCCCAGGACGAUGACGCGUACCAGGGCAAAAUCAAGAAAGAAGAAGGCGAACCCUUCCCCAAACUCGAACACGCAGACAACACAGAACCAGGCACACCCUACAGCGACACUAGUCGUACUUUCCCCACACUCCCUUCCCAACAACCGCUCUCGUAUAGCUCGCCCAGUCCGAAAGAAGAAGGGGGAGAGCUUAGGCUGGAAGAUAUUCCUACGAGAGAGGAGCAAGAGGCUGAUGACGAAGAGGAUGAUGAUUUCAUCUUGGAAGAGCCGGUGCCGAGGGGUGUGGAGAGGGAGGGGGUGUUUACGGAUUCGGGGAUUGGGACGAGUUUGGAGAGUAGUGUUGAGAGGGGGUUGGCGAGACGGAAGAGUGGGAGGGGGAGUGGGAAGGAUAGGGAUGGGGGUUAG
Molecule: messenger RNA, 1353 nt
Organism: Alternaria incomplexa
Lineage: Eukaryota; Fungi; Ascomycota; Dothideomycetes; Pleosporales; Pleosporaceae
Exons: 1
Coding region: 1-1353 (450 amino acids)
Biological process (GO): lipid storage; lipid droplet organization
Cellular component (GO): endoplasmic reticulum membrane
Source: RefSeq, a predicted model, not a curated record